GACACAUCUUCAACAUAAGGAACAGCUUCCUCUUCUUAGGAUGGCUUUUAUUUGUUAACUUUGGGCAGCGAAAUUGGCUCCUUCUCAUGGUUUGCAUUUUGAGCAGUAGCCGCUGCCUUUUCGUCGUGGCUGGCGGAGUUUGACGGGGAGUGAGUGUGUGUCACAGCUCAUGUUCAACCCUCCUAGCUUAGUUUUCUAGCUUAGCUAAGCUAGCUAGCGAGCUUCCCAAGCUAAUGCGCGCUAACGCUAGGUAGCUGAAAAGAUUGCAACUGUGGGGUUAGUUAGCUGCAUUCACCAAAGACGACAGCAAGAAAACAAAUUCACUGUUCACUUUAUAACAGCGGGCAUGGUUGCUGACUGAUAGUACGAGGAAGCCUGUAUAGAUACUAGUGAAAUUGCAGGCUGCAGGCCAGGAUGAACAUGUCCUUACACUGGUUUCCCAUGAAUCUCACCUGGACCAGGAGGGUGUUGUGAGGAAGGAGAGAGGAGGAGGGAAAGACAACCCAAGGGGACUAUAAUCAAAAACCAUGAAUCUCCAUCAGGUCCUCACAGGGGCUGUCAACCCUGGAGACAAUUGUUUCUCUGUAGGGAGCAUCAACAAUGUCCCAUUCACGGCUUACGCGUCUGGCUGUGAUGUGGUGAUUUUGGGCAGUGACUUCGAGCGUCUGCAGAUCAUCCCAGGGGCCAAGCAUGGCAACAUCCAGGUGGGCUGUGUGGACUGCUCCCUACAGGGAGGUCAGAUUGCAGCUUCCUAUGGAAGCAUUGUGUGUGUCUUUGAGCCAGUUCAUCAUCCAGAUCAGAAAGACACGUCAUCGAAUAAGCUGAACUGCCAGUGGCAGAAGAGUGGUCAGUUCGUUUUACAGUCGAUAGUACGAAACCUGGCCUGGCACCCCACAGGCAGCCAUCUCUUAACAGGCUCUAGUAGCCUCCAGUUGUGGUCGAAUGGUGAUGAGGUGAAACAUGAAGCGGAGGAGGAGGGAAAGCGGGCAGGAAUGACCAUCAGCGAUACUCAUUCUGCCUGGAGAUGCAUCUGGCACAGCAAAACGGCCUCUCCAGUCAGUCUGAUGAAGUUCUCUCCUGAUGGGGAAUUUUUCGCUACUGCUGGACAAGACGACUGCCUAGUGAAGGUGUGGUAUAGCACCAGUAAGUGGCAGUCCGGGGUUUCCAGACUCUUCACACCUCCAGAGCCCAGAAUCACCACCCAGGGAGAGGUGGCCUUCUCAUUUGUCUACCUGGCUCAUCCACGCUCUGUUACCGGCUUCUCCUGGAGGAAGACCAGCAAGUACAUGCCACGAGGUUCAGUGUGUAAUGUGCUGCUGACCUGCUGCAAAGACAGUGUGUGUCGACUCUGGGCAGAGACGCUGUUGCCAGGCGACAGCCUCCUGUCCGGUCACCAUAACAACCGUACCAGUGGCCAACACAGUGAUCCCCUAAGAUGUGCUGGUACCGGCAAGAAAAACACCUCCAAUGGGAAGACACAUGGAAGAUCCCCAGUAGAGAUAAAUCUACACGAAUCAUGGCAUUCGCCCUCCUUUCGGGGUGUGGCCCAGCCCUCUCUGACCGGCUCCUUGUCUCACCAUCAGAGUCGACAUUACAGCCACAAGACCAGCAGCAGCAACAUGCCUCAUGCCAGUGCUCUCUGCCACUUCCACAUUGCUGCCAGCAUCAACCCUGCUACAGACAUCCCCCUGCUUCCCUCCAUCUCCUCUCUAUGUGGAGUGGAUGAUGAGGAACCUGGAGGUCCCUUCACUGUUCACUGGCUCAACAACAAAGAACUCCAUCUCACUCUGGCCAUGGAAGUCUUCCUGCAGCAGCUCCGGGACAGUCUGGAGCAACAGAAUGAAUGUUCCCAAGAAGAGCCUGAAGACGAGGAUAACUUUGAGGAAGAUCACAGCACCAGGCCGGCUUCCAGUGACCCCCAAACUGAAAGUGGGUCCAUGGAGCUUCCCCUGGCGGCUGUGGAGCACCAGGUGGUGGUGCUUCUAGAGGAGUGGAAUAAAGGGGCCGACAUGUUGUUCAGCAUCCACCCCAUGGAUGGCUCUCUGUUGGUCUGGCAUGUCGACUGGUUGGAUGAAUACCAGCCGGGUAUGUUCAGACAAGCACAGGUGUCGUUUGUGUCCCGUAUCCCUGUGGCGUUCCCUACAGGUGAUGCAAACUCCCUAAGCCGCAGUGUGGUCAUGUAUGCCUGUAACAAGAAUGUAGAUCUUGCCAUCCAGCAUGGCAGACAGCGGCCUUCUGGGGGCACGUUGCCUCAGUCCACCUCUGCUCUCAUCAGCUAUGGUGGCCACGGGAAAGCUUCGUCCAGCAGUAGCCUUCGCCUCAGCAUUUUCACUCCCAAUGUCCUUAUGAUCUCCACGCAUGCUGAUGGCUCUCUAAACCAGUGGGCAGUCAGUUUUGCUGAAGACUCCGCUUUCUCCACGGUGCUCAGCGUCUCUCACAAGUCACGGUACUGCGGCCAUCGCUUCCACCUCAAUGACCUAGCCUGUCACUCGCUACUUCCUCUCCUCCUCACCACCUCACACCACAAUGCCUUGCGGACACCAGAGGUGGACAGCAUCCUUGCUCCUCCAGAGGCCUGCUCUUCUGGCCUCUCUCAGUCAACAUUUAACCCCCGUGGGUCACGGCCCAGCCGGGUGUCCUUAGGUGUGGUAUCCCAGGAUCCCAAUGCUAUCUACAGUGAGCUGAUCUUGUGGAGAGUGGACCCUGUGGGGCCGCUGUCUUUCUCUGGAGGAGUCUCGGAGCUAGCAAGGAUCAAUUCUCUCCAUGCCUCAGCCUUUUCCAAUGUAGCCUGGCUGCCCACACUCAUCCCGAGUAACUGUCUAGGUGUGUACUGUAACUCUCCCAGCGCUUGUUUCGUAGCCAGUGAUGGCCACUCACUCAGGCUGUACCAAGCUGUUAUUGAAGCAAAGAAACUCUUAAGUGAGCUUUCCAACCCUGAGAUAUCAAAAUAUGUGGGUGAGGUGUUCAACAUCAUUAGUCAGCAGUCCACAGCAAAACCAGGGUGUAUCAUUGAACUGGAUGCCAUCACUGACUUUCAGGGUAAGGAGACACAACUCCUGCAUGUUUUUGAGGAGGACCUUAUCCUUGGCAGUGAGAAGACAGACAGCACUCAGGAAACCCCAGAUACUACUCACGCUGCAGCCUGCAGCCAGCCAGCAUUCUCAGCACGUUUUUUCCUAGUGGUGGUAGAAUUAACCCCGACCGGCCGUUCCCUUCUCCACAUGUGGCACCUCCAUCUUGCUGCCCAGCCUGUCACAAUGGAAGAGCCUACAUCUCUCCCAGAGAAGGAUGCUGCCACAGCUUCUCCCAGGAAUUCUUCCCAGUUUAACUUUGAAACAUUCAGUUCCCCAGUACCUCAAAAGAGUAGACCCUGUACCUCCAAUCUGCAGAGUGCCUGUCGGCUCAGCCUCACAACACACAGGCUGUAUAGCCAAGAGAUGGCUCUGCCAGCAGGAGUGGAGGCCAUCAGUGUUACGCCCUCAGCAGGUCACCUGAGUGCAUCGUCCUUACUGCCGGCUGGCCGUGCACCUUACCUCCUUGCCACUUCCUGUUCUGAUGGCAAGGUGCGCUUCUGGAAGUGCAGUGUCACGGGGUCAGACCCCUCCUCCACGGACAAGCUGGUAUACCAGUGGGAGGAGUGGCCUCUCCUGGUGGAGGAGGGACUAAUCAAUAGCAGUGCAGUAAGCGUGCCAGGUCGCCCAAUAGAGGUCAGCUGCUGUCACACAAGCCGGAUUGCAGUGGCCUACAGGCAGAUGCCAAAUGUACCUCUGAACUUUACACCUCAAAUAAGCUCUCACCCUCCUUUUACCUCUAUCCCUGCCUUGGCCUCCACCCCUUCUCCCUAUAGUACCGCCACCCAUCUGACCCCAACUUUUAGCACACACCGUAGCCCAAGUCUCAACUCCAGUCCUAACCCAGCAAACACAAGAGAGCCGCUGGUUCAUAUUAGCAUCUUCCAGUGCGAGUCCACAGGAGGCUCUCAGUGGAUACUAGAACAGACUAUUGUCUUGGACAGUGCAAGUUCCACAGCUAACUAUGACAUUAGCAGUAGCACAACUAAGAGUGCCAAUAUUCCCAUUAGUAACAUGGACUUCCCUGUACCUAAUGAGAACUGUCUUGGUUCUACGAGUAAGAGCCUGGUUCAUUUGGACUGGGUUUCCCAAGAGGAUGGGUCCCACAUUCUAACUGUCGGUAUCGGGACAAAGCUUUACAUGUAUGGCCUUCUCUCUGGUAAGCCUCCAGAGCUGGGUCCAUCCUCUGAGACUAGAGACCAAAGCUUGUCUCGUCUGGUUCUGCUCCGAUCAGUUGAUCUAGUCUCUUCUGUCGAAGGCUCCUUACCCAUUCCAGUCUCCCUCUCCUGGGUACGAGAUGGCAUCUUGGUUGUAGGCAUGGACUGUGAGAUGCAUGUCUACUCCCAGUGGCAGCCACCGACACCACCCAAAACAAAUGCUGCCAUCACCCAAGACACAGACAUAAGUAGCAGUGUCUCCUCCAUUAUCUCUGCAGUCAGACAGAGCCAGGAGGAGGGGCUUAGCCCUGGGGCUGCCACAUCAACACUGGCCCCUCCCAAAAAGGCCCUAACAAGGUCAAUGAUGAGCCUAGCUCAGAAACUCAGUGGGAAGAGGACAGUUUACGACCUGCCGAUAGAGAUGGAAGAUUCUGGGCUGUUCGAAGCAGCUCACCAACUUUUCCCCACCUUGCCCCAGUACCACCCUGUACAAUUACUAGAGCUCAUGGACCUAGGGAAGGUUCAUCGCGCCAAAGCAAUCCUCUCCCACUUAGUUAAAUGCAUUGCUGGUGAAAUUGUGGCCCUUAAAGACAAUACCGCCAAUCAAGAGAAGCGUGUGCGCUCUCGAACCAUCAGCGCUGGAGGCAGCAUGGCCAGGGACAGUAAGAUGUUCAGCAAGGGAGAGAGCUCCUCCCCAGACUACACAGAGAUCAACUCCAUUCCUCCCCUGCCUCUGUAUGCCCUGCUGGCAGCUGAUGAGGACACCUCGCCACAACCUGACAAAGUGAGCAGUGCGAGUAGAGAUAGCGGGCAUGGUUCCAGUCAAACUGAUGCCUAUGAUGAGUUGUUUCACACACCCAGUAUGAUGGACUUGGACCCGCUGGACAGUGAUCAAGAGGAAUCAGGGAACAAGGUAAUUGACCUGUCACAGUACAGUCCCACAUACUUUGGACCAGAGCACGCACAGGUUCUGUCCAGCCACCUUCUCCACUCCAGUCUUCCAGGCUUGACCCGCAUGGAGCAGAUGUCUCUCAUGGCGCUGGCCGACACCAUCGCCACCACCAGCACAGACCUCAGGGACAGCCACGGCAAGAGCAAAGGUGGAGAGACACUGGAUGACUGUGGUCUUAAGUUCUUGCUGGCUGUCAGACUCCACACCUUCCUCUCUACCUCUCUGCCCCCGGCACACCGAGCACAGCUGCUACGGCAAGGCCUGUCAACAUGUCAUUAUGCCUGGGCGUUCCACUCUGAAGCCGAGGAGGAGCUGCUGAACAUGCUUCCUGCCCUGCAGAAGGGAGAGCCAACCUGGCCUGAGCUGCGCUCCAUGGGUGUGGGCUGGUGGCUGCGUAGCACCAACAAGCUACGAAGGUGUAUUGAGAAGGUUGCCAAGGCUUCUUUUCAGAGAACCAGUGAUCCUCUGGAUGCAGCUAUCUUUUACCUCGCAAUGAAGAAGAAGGCAGUGGUCUGGGGACUGUACAGGUCUCAGAAAAAUGUAAAGAUGACAGACUUUUUCAGCAACAACUUCAGUGAGGACCGGUGGAGGAAAGCAGCACUGAAAAAUGCCUUUUCUCUGCUGGGAAAACAGCGGUUCCAGCAUUCUGCAGCCUUUUUCCUGUUAGCUGGUUCCCUGAAAGAUGCUGUGGAGGUGUGUUUAGAGAAAAUGCAGGACCUACAGCUGGCCUUGGUAAUCUCCAGAUUGUACGAGUCUGAGUUUGAGACAGCAUCCACCUACAAAAAAAUCCUCCAGAGAUAUGUUCUGGGACAAGACAAACAGAUUCCAGCCCACCAGGACCCGUUCCUGCGGAGCAUGGCCCACUGGGUCCUGGAGGAUUACAGCAGAGCUCUGGACACUCUGCUGGAACAGCCUGCUAACAGCAACAGCUCAGGGUCCACUGGGAAUACAGCUGAGACCGAUUCCUCUUCCAUUUCCCCAUGCAACCCUGAGGUUUUCAACUUCUACACUUACCUCCGUACCCACCCACUCCUCCUUCGCCGCCAUUUUGGAUCCUCUGAUAAGGCUAAAGUUGGCCUGACUGCUGAAGGUCGCAGAGCUGACUCCAUUAGCUUGGUGGAGAGACGGCUGUUCUUCACAGCCGCAUAUGCACACCUGCAGGCUGGCUGCCCUAUGCUAGCUCUUGAAGUCCUCUCCAAGAUGCCCAAAGUCCACAAGCAUUCCAAACUGCCUAACCCAGAUGAUACGGGUAUCAGCGCAGAACUGAGUGAUAGGAGUAAGAAUGACCGGGCAUCAGACCUGGACUGGUCUCAGCCAGUUCUGAAUGGUUACGAGUCAGGGGGAGAUAGCUUAUCCAACAGCCAGUCGGAUUCAGUUUUAAGUUUUGAUUGGAGCCAACCAUCACUGGCUGUCCCAGAUGAGCCCCUGGAGCUGAGAUGGGACAGCGACAAAGACGAUGAAGACAGUGGGGAUGAUGAAGAAGAUAAAGAUGUUAAGAAAAGAGGAGCUGUGGACAGCAGUAGUGUGUUUCUGGAUACACAGGAUGCCAUAUCACUGCUAACAGUGACAGGGGAGGACAGUGGGGACAGCAGUGACUUCAUAGCACCAUCUGAUGACAUCCUGGCAGCCCAACUGAAGUUCAGUGCCUGCUUGAAGAUUCUGACCAAUGAGCUUAGGACGCUGUCGACAGGGUAUGAACUGGAUGGAGGGAAACUACGUCACCAGCUCUACCAGUGGCUGGAGAGAGAGGUGGUGGCUCUUCAGCGUUGCUGCAGUUACAAGCCCUGCCUGCCAGAGCUUUCUGUGGCUGGGACAGCAGAGGAGGAAAGGCCGGGGAGCCCACGUGGUGACAGCCAGCGGGGCAGGAGGCACUGGCUCCAGAGUAACCAGCCCUUACUGAGAAUGUUUUUGAGCUACUGUAGCCUGCAUGGCUCCCAUGGUGGAGGACUGGCCUCUGUGCGCAUGGAGCUAAUAUUAUUGCUUCAGGAGUCACACCAGGAUGACUCCAGCCAAUCAGUGGUCACACCCUGUUCCCAUCCCGCCUCUAUCCCUCUUCUGCUGGCGUGCACAGCCAAUGCCAAGACGGUGGUGGCCAAUCCCAUCGUCCACCUGACUAACCUGACUCAUGACAUCUUACAGACCAUUAAUGCACUCGACUCUCCUCCGCAUCCUGAUGUGGUGAACAAUAAGAUCUAUGUGAUGCACACUCUGGCUGCGUCCUUGUCUGCCUGCAUCUAUCAGUGUCUGUGUGAUGGACACAACUACAGCCAUGUGAACCAUUUCACAGGGAUUGUGUAUCAAAGUGUGCUGUUGUCUCAGAAGCAGCCAAUCAGAACAGUCAGCAUGGAAGAGACGGUUCUGCCCAACACUUCUCCUGCACAGUGGCCUGGUAUUGCCUCUCUGAUCCGUCUGUUGAGCUCAGCGGGCGAGGAAAGCCAGCCCGGCUUAUCUGUGUUGCUCUGUGAGAUCCUGACUGCUGUCUUCCUCAGCUUGUUCGUUCACGGCAUGGCCACCCACUCCAGCAACGAGCUGUUCCGCAUCAUAGCCCACCCCCUCAACAGCAAGCUGUGGGUGGCGGUGUUCGGAGGAGGGGCCCGGACCCCUGUCAUAGAGAAACCCAACAGCCCUGCAAAAUCACCUCCGCCAGCCUCGCCAGCCAACGAGAGCUUGGACAGGAAGUCCAGGCGUUUCAGGCUUCUGUCGUCACGCAGCAGCUCCAAGGAGGAGGCAGGACCGGAGAGGGAGAGGGAGGGGCCAGCCAGUCCCAAGCCUGUAGUGGAGCAAGAAGCUGCCUCCAUCUUUAAAGAACGUUUUGUCCAUCCAGAACUCAGCAUUUGGGACUAUUUGAUCGCCAAGCCAAGCCUGCCACCAUCAGAAAGCAGAGUUGAGUAUGACUCAGAGGAGAGCCAAGGCAGUCAGGAUGAAGAUGAAGACGACGACGAGUACGGAGACAUGUUUGACCCCAACUCUGCACUGACCGAGCAUUCUAACCACAAUUCAUACAGUUGGUGUUUGAUGCGUCUGGCAAUGGUUCAGCUAGUGCUGGGCAAUCUCAAGUCCUUCUACCCGAUGGCAGGACACGAUCUAUUAGAUCUGCCCGUUGGCUCUCCCCUGUGCCAUGCGGUGCUAAAGACUCUGCAGCGCUGGGAGCAGGUGCUACAGAAGAGACUGGAGAUCUUUGGAGGCCCCCCUUCAAAGUACAUUUCUACACACCUGCACGAUGAAACAUCCACCCCUGGCCCUGCCCUCCUUAGACACAAGGCUCUGUUCGAACCAUCCAACACGCCAUUCAGGUCUAACCACCAUUCGGCACUGCCAGUGAAGCGUCUGUGGCAGUUUCUGGUUAAGCAGGAAGAAAUCCAGGAGACUUUCAUUAGAAAUAUCUUCACCAAGAAACGUGAACAGAAUGAGUCGGUUGAGGACCAGACUGACAAAAUGAAAUGUUCAGGGAUGGACGAGGCAGGAAACAAUCAGAUUGAGGCAGAUCUGGGAUACCCUGGCGGAAAGGCACGCAUCAUCCACAAGGAGUCUGACAUCAUCACAGCAUUUGCGAUCAACAAGGCAAAUCGUAAUUGUUUAGUCAUGGCCUCCACUCAUGACAUUCAGGAGCUGGACGUGUCAUCCAUCUUGGCCACACAGAUCUUAACAUGGAUCGAUGAUGACGAGGCCGAGGCUAAAGGUGGUGGUGGUGGUGAUGAUUUCCUGGUGGUCCAUACGCGCGAUGACUUUGCCGCCCUCCAUGGCACCACGCCCUACACCCACAGCAGCCCCGGCACACCCAUCAACAUGCCAUGGUUAGGGGGCUUGCAGACGGGCAGAGGUGCAGCCGUGCUGAUCAAGAGGAACAUCAACAACGUGAGAAGGAUGACCUCUCAUCCCACACUGCCUUACUACCUGACGGGAGCACAAGAUGGCAGUGUGAGGAUGUUUGAGUGGGGUCACUCCCAGCAGAUCAUCUGCUUCAGAAGCCCAGGGAACUCAAGAGUCACCAGAAUACGAUUCAACCACCAGGGAAACAAGUUCGGUAUCGUAGAUGCUGAUGGAGGGUUGAGUCUCUGGCAGACCAACACCAGUGGGAAUGCACCCAAACCCUAUCUGACGUUGCAGUGCCACAAUAAGACAGCUCAUGACUUUGUGUUCGUCGGCUCCUCCUCUCUCAUUGCCACUGCGGGCCUUUCAACAGACAACAGGAAUGUGUGUCUGUGGGACACUCUGGUGACCCCUAUGAACAGCCUCGUACACGCCUUCUGCUGCCACGAGUCAGGUGCUACUGUGCUCUCGCUGGCCCCCAGGCAGCAGCUGCUUAUCACAGGCGGUAGGAAAGGCUGGAUCAGUGUCCUGGAGCUUCCCCACAGGCACCAGCGCCAGAGCUUCCAGGCCCACGACUCGCCGGUCAAAGCCCUGGCCGUUGAUCCUACAGAAGGCUGCUUCAUCAGCGGCUCCGCUGAGGGCAACAUAAAGGUUUGGAGCCUGGCCACCCAGUCUCUGCUCCACACCUUUCCAAAUGAACACGCACGCCAGUCGCUGUUCAGGAACCUUGGCACGGGUGUCAUGCAGAUAGAGGUGGGACCAGCCAAUCACAUCUUCUCCUGUGGUGCAGAUGGAACCAUGAAGAUGAGGAUCCUCCCCGAUCGCUACAGCGUUGUCGGCAACAACAACCAUGGCAACCUCAAGAACGACGUCAAGUUCAUCAUAUAGACGGGAUGGAGCGCAGAAACCUGCGUCGUCCAGCUUAUGUCCAAGUCAUUCGACUGAAUAAUGUGAAGUGCAUUGUAUGAUAGAGCAAGGUUGCCCGCAGUUUGAUUACGUGAAGUUUAUUUAUUAGAACAAAUGCCAUCUAAGCUCAUUUAUUUUGGAGGAAUGACGUCACGUAACAGAGCAAUGAUGCCCGAAAGCUUUCACAAAGGCAAAAUGGGUAGAAUGUACAUACAAUUUAGUAGUAAGGCCUACUUAGUGAGACGUGCAUCACCUGAUGAGCAGGGCCUGAGACUCGACAGCGCUGUGGUGUGAUGUUACUAACCCACAGCGUCGGCACUGCCUGUAACCAAGGCAGCACAGCCAAGCACAUGCACACGGGAACCUCUGUGAGUGUCUAAACCACAGACGUAGUCAAAGUGGACACAGGGUACGGACCAAGGGCAUGUUCAAGUCAGAACAAACUGUUUGAAAACAGACAGCAGCAGAAUUUGGGGAUUUAUCGAGAAUGAACUGCCAUCUCGCUCUGCGCAGGGCCGGAGGAGACUGCUGUUUUUUUUGUUUUUUUUUUUCUUUGCACAGGAGACUGCAGAAGGAGUAGAGGAGACUGAAAGCUGAGAAAAAACUAGCACCAUAACAUUAUUCUGACACAGUAUCACCUUAUCCUUAGUGUAUGUUAGUAAGGCAAUCAUAAUCGCGGGAUUCUGUUCUCUAGAAUGGGAUUCUGUGGAAGCUCUUCUGGGAUCUGCUGGAACGUUCGAGUGAUCAUUUACGCGGUACAAAUAGAGUAUUGACUCGAGUGUACAGACAGACUGAGACGUGUGUGUACAGUGUGUCUCGGGACGCUAAGUGUCCCCACAGGGGUUCGUAUGUCACCAUAAGGCUGUACAACACUGUCGUCCCUGUUUUGCACAGUGCAGUAAGGCGAGUUGACAUCGUACAAAGCACAUCAUAUCCAGUCACAAGGGUUUCUCAUGGAAUCCGGUGCUCCAUAUAAAUUCAUUAACUUGUAAAUGAAUGACUCGACCAACUCAUUUGGAAAACCAAGGGCCGGGUGUUGCUCUUAAUGCAUGAAACUCAACCACAAGUCAGGAGUCACAGUACGUAAAUUCCAUAUCGCGGUUGACUUUUCAUGCCGAAACAUUUACAUUUAUUAUUUUGGGCAUUUAGCUGAUGCUCCUAUCCAGCAUGAGUUCAGAACAACAGAAGAAACAUAAAACCUUGUUUGUGAUUUCUUUCUUUUUUUUUCUUUUUUUUUUUAAUGAAGGUAAAAAAUAAUCACAUUUUUAAGUCAAUUUUAGUCAAAUUAGACCAAAUUUGUCAUUUGCAUUUACAGCUUCAGCUUUAUGAGACACUCCUGUGCCUCUUUCUAAUUUACAAGAACUGCCCGAAUGCAACAUUUUGCUCUCUGUAUUUGCACAUAAAUUAAGCAAAAUUAUAUGUAGUGCACUGCACAUAACUGCAAGGCUACAUAUCACGAGCACACCAGGCCUUUGUAAUAAGUAAUAUACAGUACAAUGUUUGUUGUUAUGGUCUUGGCCUAGAUUUAACCAGUGUUAUAAUUAUUAAGUGUCCUUAAUCUCUAAAACUACUUCUGCCAUAAUGGCACAGUACUAGUACUGUUGGUUCUAAUAACGAUGAUGAUGAUGAUUAUUGUUGAAAUUAAGUUGCACAGAGUAGCUUUAAUUUAACAAAGCCCCUGUUGAAAUGGGACACCAUGAAUAAUACUUAUUUCUGUCUGCAUUUCUUUCAGAUGUUUAGUGUUGAGCUUAAGAACAUGUAGCAUAAUCAAACCUUUGCUGUUGACUUUGGGAACGGGUGGGAGAGGGUGUCAUACAAAUUUUAAUGGAGAUUAUGUUUUGAUGUGGAAAUGGUGUUUUAUUCCAACAACAAUGCACUUCUUUUUCCUUGACUCCACAUUUUCCACUGGACCAUGAUUAAGAACUGCCUUGAAAACAACAUAUAUUUUUUUUUUAAGUUGCCUUGUUACUAAUUAAUUUUAUUUAGCAGACUAGUUUGAGCUGGUUUGCUAGUGUUAUUUUGUGGCUUUGGCAGAUAGUAAUAAUAACCCUUACUGCAUUUAUGUUUUCCAGUAAUAAAAAAAAAAAAAAAAAAA
Messenger RNA from Myripristis murdjan (pinecone soldierfish), 11991 nucleotides. RefSeq names its product Dmx like 1 (gene dmxl1). Bases 528 to 9878 code for a protein of 3116 amino acids. Gene Ontology annotation, molecular function: protein binding. The record is from RefSeq and is a predicted model, not a curated record. The transcript has 52 exons. Gene Ontology annotation, cellular component: RAVE complex. NCBI's taxonomy places the organism in Eukaryota, Metazoa, Chordata, Actinopteri, Holocentriformes, Holocentridae. Gene Ontology annotation, biological process: vacuolar acidification.